Sphaeroforma arctica JP610 is the source of this 1782-nucleotide messenger RNA. RefSeq lists its product as hypothetical. Lineage: Eukaryota; Ichthyosporea; Ichthyophonida. The annotation marks the transcript as partial. Gene Ontology annotation, biological process: rRNA methylation. The transcript is spliced from 5 exons. Gene Ontology annotation, cellular component: cytoplasm; nucleolus. Gene Ontology annotation, molecular function: zinc ion binding; rRNA (adenine-N6-)-methyltransferase activity; nucleic acid binding. The record is from RefSeq and is a predicted model, not a curated record.
GCCCAGCGCUCUUGUUCGAAAGAUACACUGCCGUGGGCAAGCCACCGUCCCGCUAUUUCGCAUGCUCCGCAUUCCGGGAUAGAAAGUUGUGUCCCUUCUAUCGCACUGAAGAUGACGUGAGGCGGAAAGAACGGAAACGCAUACGCGAAGGCCUGUCUGAUACGUUACCAGCAAAGCCGGUCUCAUCGCGAAGCGGGAAAGAACACCGGGCUCUAUUACAGGAAGCACGCACCUUGUUGGGGUCGGUACAAAAUCCCAUAAGUGGAUCAGAUAGUGGGAAAACAAAGCGGAAACACGCCCAAAAAGAAAACUCAAAGAAUAGAGGUGUUCGAUUUUGCCCUAGUUGUGCGUGUUUGGUAACCCCAAGAAGCCUGCGGAAUCAUGCCGAUCACAAAGACGUCGUUGCGAAGCAACCGUCGCUAACUCUGCAUGAUUUGGAGGUGCCUACGGAGCAUCUGAGAGCUCUGGACAACGACCAAUCGAAUGCGCAGUACUUUUUUGCCAAAGAAACGGCAACACAUAUGGUGUCAGAAUUCAGGAGAUUGGGUUACCGGAAUAUACUUUGUAUAGGCACUCCUCGCCUUCACGAGAUGUUCAUCAAGAAUGGUUCAGCAGUACAAACGCCUCCUACUACCACGCCGAAGGGGCCUGUGUCGCCAAAUAAAACGAACCCAUCUGGGACUUCAUGUACAGAGAAGGACAAGAGUAAACAUAAGACUGGUACGCACACAACCGCACAGAUAGUGAAUGAUGACAGUGUUCACGAACCACAAGCAACUGCGAGUGAGAUGACUCAAAAGGCUGUUGAUGAACCAGUGACUUUUAGUGAACGGGAAAGAUACCUACACAUGCUCAGGCGUUGUGAUGCAGUUGUGAUUGAUCCUCCGUUUGCGAUGCUACCGGAAGUGCUUGCGACUUGUGUUAGGCGAGUACAGGCGGAUUGGCUGUGUGUGAAAGAUGGGCUUAUUUCCACACGUGAGAAAAUAGGGGAUAGCCCUCAUUCCACAUGUGAGAACUCAAGGGAUACUUCAGGAGCGGAGAGGUUGAUAAAAGUGCCGAAGACAAAUGAACAACUACAGAUACAACCACAUUCACAGACACACAUGUCCACCCAACCACACGAAAAAACCUUAAACCCUAAACCACCAAGUCUACCUACUUACCUUAUCAUGCCGUACUUCAUGGAACCUAAACUACACGCUGAACUACCUGAACUUCGCAUGCACGACUAUCGCGUACAGUACGACAACCACAGCACUUACAAGACACGCCAUACCGGUACGUCCCGUAUUGUACGCGACUCGCCCGUGCGGCUAUACACAAACGUACCGCUCAAACUGUGGGUGCCAUCUCCGGCGGAAGACUAUAGAUUCUGCUCAGCCUGUGACCGGUACGUGGCACUGGUCAAUGCACACUGUGCGAAGUGUUCGGACUGUACCACCAAGCACGGACCCACUACCAACACCCACUGCGACAAGUGUCAAAAAUGUGUCACCGCUGGAUCGGUGCACUGUGACACGUGCAUGUUCUGCGUGGCACCGAGUUUGAAGCACGUGUGUGAGGUGAAGGGCAAGCAGAAGCCUUCCGGUAUGGGAAAAACGAGAGCUCUGCCAGGUCAGUGUCACAUAUGUGGAAAGACCAGUCACAAACGAAAAGAUUGUCCUAAGCGGCGAAAAGCGGAAUAGGAAUCACCACUUUAAAAACUUUUUCGGGCAAUAGAUCAGGGGGGGGGGGGUUUAUAUCUCUCUCUAGAGAGAGACAUGCUAACAUGCUUUAAAGCAA